UUGUAUGUAGACUGUUGUGUAAAUAAUAUAAUUUGAAUGUCGAUGUAAAAUAAGACAAACGGCAAACAAAUUAAUUAACAUAAGCGGUAAAUAUUUGUAUAUGCGACAUGAAAGCUUUCAUUAUUUAUCAUUUCUAGUGAUGUCACUUCCGGAAACUCACUUCCCUUCCAUUUCCUUUUAAAGGUUUCUUUCCAAGCAUAAGUCAGAUAUAUAUAUAAUAAGAAAACACAAUAGCUCGUUAUCACAAUACGGAAAGUUUUAUUUCAUACCUUAUUUUUUUUAAGUAUAUUAAGCUACAUUAACUAGCUUGUUUUCUAUGUCACAGAAAUUGUUUAAACUUUCCGAAAUCUUAAAAUCUAACCUACCAAUGUAUCACUGGGUCAUGUGAAAGUAAAGCUGCAGGUGUGUAAAACUAUUACACGGUUGUGCCUUCUUGUGUUUUCAUCAGAAAAUUCGUUGUUUGAGUUGUGACAGCUAAGCCUAAUAUUACGUUAGAACUGAACUUCACCGGGGAUGUAUUUGUUUAGUGUUUUUCUCAUAUUCUACAUUUCCAAAGUGUUUGGUUUUAACAUAGACAUCAACUUCCCACUUGUUUAUAAGAGCUCAGGAAGAGAUUGGCAAAGUAGCUAUUUCGGAUAUUCUGUAGCUUUUCAUCAAAAUAGCGACGGUAAAAUGUUAUUGGUGACGGCCCCCAAAGCUAGCACUACUGCCUUCGGACCAGGUGUUAUAGAACCAGGGAUGUUAUACAAAUGUCUUUUCAAAGAUGUGGGGUCUCCAACCAAUUGUGUUGAAGUUGAAAUUGACCGCACUGGCAAUAACAAUAUAGUCAACAACGGAUCGUUUUCGUAUGAAGAUCUUAAAAACAACAUGUGGUUAGGUGUCUCAAUGGAUGUGCAACGACAGGGAGAAAAAAAUGUUGUGGUUUGUGCACACCUUUGGAAAAAUCAAAAGUUUUCCGAUUAUAAGCCAAACGGUGUUUGCUACUUCCUUGAUAAAACCCUUAUGCUAUCUAAUGUUAAGAAACUUCUUCCAUUCGUCGAUUCAUGUAAGUAUUUAUGUAAAGGAAAAUCAAAGUUCUUCUUCCUGUAA
Limulus polyphemus (Atlantic horseshoe crab) is the source of this 1089-nucleotide messenger RNA. RefSeq names its product integrin alpha-4-like. Gene Ontology annotation, cellular component: integrin complex; external side of plasma membrane. The record is from RefSeq and is a predicted model, not a curated record. The transcript has 4 exons. NCBI's taxonomy places the organism in Eukaryota, Metazoa, Arthropoda, Merostomata, Xiphosura, Limulidae. Bases 514 to 1089 code for a protein of 191 amino acids. Gene Ontology annotation, molecular function: integrin binding. Gene Ontology annotation, biological process: cell-matrix adhesion; cell adhesion mediated by integrin; integrin-mediated signaling pathway.